Molecule: messenger RNA, 1659 nt
Organism: Colletotrichum abscissum
Lineage: Eukaryota; Fungi; Ascomycota; Sordariomycetes; Glomerellales; Glomerellaceae
Exons: 4
Coding region: 1-1659 (552 amino acids)
Source: RefSeq, a predicted model, not a curated record
AUGACCCUUUAUGCAGAUAGUAGACAGUCUACGGAUCUUUCGGCUAACCAUGAUACUACUAGAUGGUUCGAUCCCGCGAAGAAUGCAUACGAUAACGCUAUCUCAGUCUUGCGAAAAGAGCUUACAGAUGAAGAGUAUCAACAGUUACGGCUCCGAAGUCAGCACUCCAUGAGUGAUGUGCAGUCUGCGGUCGAGUCUGCCCGGCAGGAGUACCGGGCGAAGUCCAAAGGAUCCAAAAUUCAGUCUGCUCUGACAACCUGCUCAUCCAGAAUCAUGUUCUAUGGAGCGAUAUUUGACACCUUCUCACAACAUCACCCUGAAUACGUGUCUUUGGGCUGGGGCGCGUUGAAGUUCCUGUUCGUUGCUGUCCUCAAUCAUGAAGAGCUCCUUGCAGAGAUAUCGAAGGCGGUGUCUCGAAUCGCACUCGUGCUGCCUAGAACCGAGCUACACUCUGUGCUUUAUCCCACGCCGCGCAUGCAGGACGCCGUAUCACAGCUAUACGCAAAGAUCAUAGAAUUCGCAUUGAUGGCGAUCAAGUGGUACAAGAAAGGCAAAUUGUCUCACUCCUUCACGGCCAUUAUCAAGCCAUUCAGUCUGGGGUUCAAACCUAUCGUCGAGGAAAUCGCAGAGCGGUCCAAACAUGUGGAUGAGCUGGCUAGCGCUGCGGUCAAGGCUGAGAUCCGAGACCUACAUGUCAAUAUUCACAGGCAGAAUAAGACCAUAUUGCAGUUGACAGAGAUGGUUUCUUUCAUGCAGCAGCAGCAGUCUCUCCAGACCCAGUCACUACUGGCGUUGAAAGAAGAACAUAAACAAAUGUUCAGAGCCAGCCAACUUGAGGACAUCAGGACAGUCUCACUACUGGAGGAUACGGCAGUGGCAGAUGACAGCCUGGCAUGGUGCCGAUCGAUGCGCAAUCGACGUAGACAGAAAGCGCCCACACAACUACCCCUAUCAGAGCUACACAAACUUAAAGCCUGGACCUCUGAUCCCUCGUCCUCUCUCUUACUCGCGGAAGGGCAAGGGGUGAAGACAAGUUCGCUCGAUUUCGCGGCUGAUUUCCUCGAUAUAGUGCUUGAGCAAGGAUACCCCGUCAUCUGGGCUUUGUCUUCAAUCGUCAUUGAGCAUGACAAUGAUAGCCUACUACCGUCGGUCUCAGGCAUUAUCCGAUCCCUCAUCUCACAGGCUCUGGCACUGAAUGAUACUGUGGUAAGCGAAGGCAUCAAUCCUCUCACACCUAAACACUUCAAGUCCGCUGUCACCAUUGGCCAGUGGCUUGAUAUACUUGAUCGGUGCCUCUCAACUUUUAAGCGGCUAUUCGUUAUUUUGGACAUGAACGCUAUUGAGGCUGCUUUCGAGAAAUCGGAAGCUGAGGAACAAUAUUUCAAGAUCGGUGACUUCAUGGAAUGGAUCGGGCGCAAGUCACAAUCAAAAGAAGGAAUUAUCAAAAUCAUCAUCGUAUCAUGGAGGUUUGGUGCAGAUACGCCCAUAGAUGCCGAAGCACUUUCUGAAGAUAGGCAUGUGUUCACUGACAGAGGGCGCAAGAUUGAGCGGUUGAUGAAACAAGCCAGGUUCAGAGCUGCGUUCAGGAGAAAACAUCGGAACUUUAGCGACAAGUUGAGAUCUUCGAUUACCUUAGAUGACGCCAAAUACAGACUGUGA